This is a messenger RNA of Nelumbo nucifera (sacred lotus), 3683 nucleotides long. RefSeq lists its product as uncharacterized. Lineage: Eukaryota; Viridiplantae; Streptophyta; Magnoliopsida; Proteales; Nelumbonaceae. Gene Ontology annotation, biological process: tricarboxylic acid cycle. Gene Ontology annotation, molecular function: thiamine pyrophosphate binding; oxoglutarate dehydrogenase (succinyl-transferring) activity. Gene Ontology annotation, cellular component: mitochondrion; oxoglutarate dehydrogenase complex. The record is from RefSeq and is a predicted model, not a curated record.
AAAACUACUAGAAUGGGAAGGAAUAAUGGUGAACGGAAGGGGAGAAGUCUUUCAUUCAAGAAUGGAAAGGAAGCAGAAUAAGUUCGAGAAGAUGUUGGCAUAGCCACGAGGAGCUGUUGGGGGUGAGAGUCUGAGAGAGGAAUGACCGGUUCGCUGUGAGUUAGGGUUCCCGUAAAGUCUAAGCAUCUGGUUAGACUUUGAUAGGAAUUGGGUGACCAGGGCUAGCAUUUGAAGCUGAUUGAAGAAGUGGGUUUCGGUUGAAGUUAAAUCGAGUCGCUUGGGAAUUGAUAUUGAUAAUAAUGUCUUGGUUCAGAGCUGCUUCUAGUGUGGCAAGAUUAGCUGUUAGGAGGAAUUUAGUUCAGACAGGGUCUUAUGCGACGAGGGUAAGGGCGCUGCUUCCAUCACAGAAUCGAUACUUUCACUCCACCGUCUUUAAACCCAAGGCACAAGCUGCGCCUGUUCCUCGUCCCGUGCCCCUCUCGAGGUUAACAGACAGCUUCCUUGAUGGCACGAGCAGUGUCUAUUUAGAAGAGCUACAGAGGGCCUGGGAAGCUGACCCCGAUAGCGUGGAUGAAUCAUGGGACAAUUUCUUCAGAAAUUUCGUCGGGCAGGCCGCCACAUCGCCUGGAAUAUCUGGCCAGACGAUCCAAGAGAGCAUGCGCUUGUUGUUACUCGUCAGAGCAUACCAGGUUAAUGGCCACAUGAAAGCCAAGUUGGAUCCUUUGGGCCUGGAGGAACGUGAGAUCCCUGAUGAUUUGGACCCGGCUCUCUAUGGGUUCACAGAAGCUGAUCUUGAUAGGGAAUUCUUCCUUGGAGUGUGGAGGAUGUCGGGCUUCCUGUCUGAGAACCGUCCAGUGCAAACCCUUCGUGCCAUACUAACGCGCCUUGAACAAGCCUAUUGUGGAAGUAUUGGCUAUGAGUAUAUGCACAUUGCUGAUCGUGAGAAGUGUAAUUGGUUGAGGGACAAGAUCGAGACACCAACCCCUAGGCAAUACUACCAGCAGCGUCGAGAAGUAAUUCUUGAUAGGCUCAUAUGGAGCACUCAGUUCGAGAACUUCUUGGCCACAAAAUGGACAGCUGCAAAGAGGUUUGGCCUUGAAGGUGGAGAAACUUUGAUUCCUGGUAUGAAAGAGAUGUUUGACCGAGCAUCUGAUCUUGGGGUUGAGAGCAUUGUUAUUGGCAUGUCACAUAGAGGAAGGCUGAAUGUACUGGGUAAUGUGGUCCGAAAGCCACUUGCUCAAAUCUUCAGUGAAUUCAGUGGUGGUACAAAGCCUGUUGAUGAAGUUGGUCUUUACACGGGAACUGGUGAUGUUAAGUAUCAUUUGGGUACUUCUUAUGAUCGGCCAACAAGGGGUGGGAAGAGAAUUCAUCUGUCUUUGGUUGCUAACCCUAGUCAUUUGGAAGCUGUUGAUCCAGUUGUAAUUGGAAAAACCCGAGCAAAGCAAUAUUAUUCUAACGAUAAUGAAAGGACAAAGAAUAUGGCAGUAUUGAUUCAUGGGGAUGGAAGCUUUGCUGGACAGGGUGUUGUUUAUGAGACUCUGCAUCUCAGUGCUCUCCCCAACUACACAACUGGUGGGACCAUCCACAUUGUGGUGAACAACCAGGUGGCUUUCACAACUGAUCCAAGAUCUGGUAGAUCUUCACAGUAUUGUACUGAUGUUGCAAAAGCCUUGAAUGCCCCUAUAUUCCAUGUAAAUGGUGAUGACAUGGAGGCAGUGGUUCAUGUCUGUGAGCUUGCAGCUGAGUGGCGCCAGACAUUCCACUCUGAUGUAGUGGUUGAUAUAGUGUGUUACCGGAGAUUUGGCCACAAUGAGAUUGACGAGCCAUCUUUCACGCAACCUAAAAUGUAUCAAAUCAUUCGCAACCAUCCAUCUGCUUUAGAGAUUUACCAGAAGAAACUCCUUGAGUCUGGGCAAGUCACACAAGAAGACAUUGACAAUAUACACAAUAAGGUUAUCUCCAUUCUUAAUGAAGAGUUUUUGAGCAGCAAAGACUAUGUCCCAAAAAGAAGGGACUGGCUUUCAGCUUACUGGUCUGGGUUUAAAUCACCCGAGCAGCUUUCACGUGUACGGAACACUGGGGUUAAACCUGAAAUACUGAAGAAUGUUGGAAAAGCAAUCACCACCAUGCCAGAAAAUUUCAAGCCUCACAGAGCAGUAAAGAAGAUUUUUGAGCAGCGUGCUCAAAUGAUUGAAACAGGGGAAGGCAUUGACUGGGCUGUUGGGGAAGCACUUGCUUUUGCUACAUUGCUAGUUGAAGGUAAUCAUGUUAGGCUGAGUGGUCAGGAUGUUGAAAGAGGUACAUUUAGUCAUCGACAUUCAGUAAUUCAUGAUCAGGAAACUGGGGAGAAGUACUGUCCCUUGGACCAUGUUAUCAUGAAUCAAAAUGAAGAGAUGUUUACUGUGAGCAACAGCUCUCUUUCAGAGUUUGGUGUUCUUGGGUUUGAGUUAGGUUAUUCAAUGGAAAACCCAAAUUCCUUGGUAAUCUGGGAAGCUCAGUUCGGUGAUUUUGCAAAUGGUGCUCAGGUGAUAUUUGAUCAAUUCUUGAGUAGUGGGGAAUCAAAGUGGCUACGCCAAAUUGGGCUCGUUGUGCUGCUUCCUCAUGGGUAUGAUGGUCAGGGUCCUGAACAUUCUAGUGCACGACUGGAGCGAUUCCUUCAGAUGAGCGAUGAUAAUCCCCACGUUAUACCUGAGAUGGAUCCAACACUUAGGAAGCAGAUCCAAGAAUGCAAUUGGCAGGUUGUGAACGUUACAACCCCAGCUAACUAUUUCCAUGUUCUGCGGCGCCAGAUACACAGAGAAUUCAGAAAACCACUCAUUGUAAUGGCUCCUAAGAACCUGCUACGCCACAAGGAUUGCAAAUCAAAUUUAUCUGAGUUUGAUGAUGUCCAAGGCCACCCAGGUUUUGACAAACAAGGGACUCGUUUCAAGCGUCUUAUAAAGGAUCAGAAUGACCACUCCAAUCUUGAAGAGGGCAUCAGGCGACUAGUUCUCUGCUCUGGAAAAGUUUAUUAUGAGCUUGACGAAGAGCGGAAGAAAAUUAAUGGCAGUGACAUUGCAAUCUGCAGGAUAGAACAGCUUUGCCCCUUCCCUUAUGAUCUGAUCCAACGAGAGCUAAGGAGAUAUCCAAAUGCAGAGAUUGUGUGGUGUCAGGAAGAGCCAAUGAAUAUGGGUGCAUAUAAUUACAUUGCACCCCGGCUCUGUACUGCCAUGAAAGCUCUGGGCAGGGGUACCAUCGAGGACAUCAAAUAUGUUGGGCGUGCUCCAUCUACGGCCACAGCCACUGGUUUCUAUCAAGUUCAUUUGAAAGAACAGACUGAACUUGUACAAAAAGCAAUGCAGCCUGAACCAAUCAAGUACGCAUAUUGAAGAAAACAUCCAGAGGUUACUGGAAGUCAACAGUGGAAGAAAAUAAUAAUUCAUGAAAAAACAUGAUAUUGUGGAAAGGCAUGUAUAUUUAUUUCCCAAUAUAAAGCCCAUGUCUCUGGGCAUUUGGGACUCCAAAGUUCAAUAGUCAUACUACUGUCGCCCACUUCUUUUUUCACACCAUUUUCUGGGCACCAAUAUUGUGAUGCCAAUUGUUGGAUUAUGAGGCUACAGUACUCUGCCUAAGCUCAAGUGCAUAUUGAAUUUUAAAUUUGUCUCGGAGCAAUAGAAAGUGAAAAUACAAUAAAUCGAAUUAAU